AUUGUGUCUGCAGUCCAGUACUGCCACCAGAAGCACAUAGUCCACCGGGACCUGAAGGCAGAGAACCUCCUCCUGGACGCCGACAUGAACAUUAAAAUCGCAGAUUUUGGCUUCAGUAACGAGUUCACUCUAGGUGGGAAACUGGACACUUUCUGUGGUUCUCCUCCUUACGCUGCUCCUGAACUCUUCCAGCAAAUCAUGAGAGAUCGCUGGAUUAACGGUGGAGAUGAUGGGGAGCUGGAGCCUUACCUGGAACCAGAGCUGGACAUCAGAGACAACAGCAGGAUUGACCUGAUGGCGCAGAUGGGUUACUCCAGAGAGAAGAUCAAUGACUCCCUGUCGAAGAUGAAGUACAACGACAUCACCGCCACUUACCUGCUGCUUGGGCGCAGGGCUGCUGAGAUGGAGGCGGGCGACUCCUCCUCACUUCUGAAGCCUCGUCCUUCCAGCAGCAGCAACAGCCAGUCUCCUGCUCACCUCCUCAACCAGCGAACCUCCUCUUCCUCCGGCUCCAAACAGAGGAGGUACAGCGAUCAAGUGUGUCCCGUUUCCUCCACGGCUCCUCCUCCCAGGAGGAACCAGGCUGCCGGAGAUGGGGAGUCGAAGCACGAGGGCGGAGGUCAGAACAAGAAGUCCAGUCCCGUCGAGGCCGGCAGUCCGCUGCUCGGCAACGCCAACAAUCCCAACAAGAGCGACAUCCCCGAGCGCAGGAAGGCYUCGGCCACGCCCCCUACGUCGUCAUCCAGCAUGACGAGGAGGAACACGUACGUGUGCAACGAGAGGAGCGCCACAGAUCGAACGCCAGCGGUCCACAACGGCAAAGAGAACAGCUCUUUGACCACACCCACCCAACGCUCUGUGGGCGGAGCCUCCACCCACAGUGUCAGCAGCGGAGCCACACCUCCUGACCGGCUUCGGUUUCCUCGCGGGACAGCGAGCCGUAGCACCUUCCAUGGAGGACAGCUCAGAGAGAGACGCACCGCCACCUACAACGGGCCCCCCGCCUCCCCCAGCCUGUCRCAUGAUGCCACGCCUCUCACCCAAUCACGGUCCAGAGGCUCCACAAACCUGUUCUCCAAAUUCACCGCCAAACUGACACGAAGAAGGAUGUCAGAGGUGGAGAGGAAUGGCAGACCUGAGGGGUCCAGCCGUAACGUGACGUCCGAUCAGAGGGAGGAGCCUGCCUCCCCGGCCGCUCCCCACCUGAAGGACGCCAAGCCACGCUCCCUGAGGUUCACCUGGAGCAUGAAGACCACGUCCUCCAUGGAGCCCCUGGACAUGAUGAGGGAGAUCAGGAAGGUCCUGGACGCCAACAACUGCGACUACGAGCAGCGAGAGAACUUCCUGCUGCUCUGCGUCCACGGGGACGGGCACGCCGACAGCCUGGUCCAGUGGGAGAUGGAGGUGUGCAAGCUGCCMCGCCUCUCGCUCAACGGCGUCCGCUUCAAGCGCAUCUCGGGCACGUCCAUCGCCUUCAAGAACAUCGCCUCUAAAAUCGCCAACGAGCUGAAGCUGUAGAUGCACAGGUACAGGGAGGGACAGGUGGAGACGGAGGACGGACAGACGGAUGUCUUCUUGCGUCGAGCAGCUCACUGAGACACAUUAAUCUGACCUGAGACAUUAGUGAUUUCUGAUUGGCUGCAGUUUGAUGCACUUGAUUGGCUGUUUAACUCUCUGUCUGUCUGCUGAUUGGACAGUCGUCUGUCUGUCUGUCUCACUGUCUGUCUCUCUGUAUCCCCCCCCCCCCCAGCCAGGGCAGCACCUGGAUGAGUGGACUUUAAUGCAAAGGAUCAUGGGACUCUGAAGCCCAGCUGUUACUUUUUAAUGUUCAAAAAGCCUCCGCAGACACCGACCUGUGAGUGUUUUUGACUCCGCCCGCCCCACAGGCCGGCGGGCGGAGUCACGUGGCCAGGUUAGCGUGUUUGUGAAUGUAAAUAGUUUCUCACCUUGUUUUCAUGUUGAUUUUUGUACAUGUGAGCAGCCAGCUGAUCCUCAGCUGGUUGUUGAUCUGAACCUCAGGCUCACCUGUGUCUCAUUAAACACGUUGAACGCAC
Messenger RNA from Austrofundulus limnaeus, 2054 nucleotides. Its product is annotated as MAP/microtubule affinity-regulating kinase 3. Gene Ontology annotation, biological process: protein phosphorylation; intracellular signal transduction; microtubule cytoskeleton organization. The record is from RefSeq and is a predicted model, not a curated record. Gene Ontology annotation, molecular function: tau-protein kinase activity; ATP binding. Lineage: Eukaryota; Metazoa; Chordata; Actinopteri; Cyprinodontiformes; Rivulidae. Gene Ontology annotation, cellular component: cytoplasm; plasma membrane.